UGUUUUCAUUUCGGUACAUUGAUUUCGUUCUGAUAUAAUUUCUCUCUGUAGUGAAUCACACACAGCAAAGUCCUCCUUGCUUUCCUCGCUUUCUUUCUUUCCCUGUCCGAGACACAGAGGGAGGGCAGUCUAUUUGCGGAUCUCACUCUCUCUCGAUCCAGAGCAAGAGGGUAUGCAUCGCCUGAGUUCUUCUGCCUCCUCUGUUUAGCAACUGCUAGAUGCUGAUAGAAAUUGGGUUUAGUACAAGCAACAUUAUACUGAUAUGGGUCGCUUAAAGCUGCAAUCAGGAAUUAAAGCAAUGGAGGAAGAAUCUGUGGGAUGUGACUCUUCCUAUUCUAAUAAAGCUACUUUAGCAUGCAUGAUCAAUGCAGAAGUAGGUGCUGUAUUGGCAGUUAUGAGGAGAAACGUAAGAUGGGGAGGUCGUUAUGUGUCUGGUGAUGAUCAAUUGGACCACCCUUUGAUUCAGUCUUUGAAGGCAUUGCGGAAGCAAAUUUUCUCAUGUCAGCAUCCAUGGCAUACCAUCAAUCCUGCUGUGUAUCUCCAGCCAUUUUUGGAUGUAAUUCGAUCUGAUGAAACUAGUGCCCCAAUCACUGGAGUUGCAUUGUCAUCUGUUUACAAGAUUUUAACUGUCGAUGUGAUUGAUCAAAAUACUGUAAAUGUUAAAGAUGCCAUGCACUUGGUAGUUGAUGCUGUGACAAGUUGCCGAUUUGAAGUGACAGAUCCUGCAACGGAAGAGGUGGUGCUAAUGAAGAUACUUCAGGUUCUUCUUGCUUGUAUGAAAAGUAAAGCAUCUGCCACACUGAGUAAUCAGCAUGUCUGUACCAUAGUGAACACUUGUUUCCGUAUAGUUCACCAAGCUGGAACUAAAGGUGAAUUGUUACAGCGGAUAGCUCGUCACACAAUGCAUGAACUUGUUAGAUGCAUUUUUUCCCUCCUGCCAGAUGUUGACAACAAAGAAUAUGCAAUGGUCAAUGGAGUUAGUCCUACCAAACAGGAGAUUCGUGGUCUAGAUAAUGAUUACAGCUUCAGUAGCAAACAAAUGGAAAAUGGCAACAAUGGCUCUGAAUUUGAUGGUCAAGCAUCCUCUGUAAGUUUUGGUUCCAGUGCUUCCUCAGAUCUGGUGGCAACUGUAAUGGAGGAAAACACAAUUGGAGUUCAUAGUGGAAAAAAUGCCCUUCCACAUGAUUUGCACCUCAUGACACAGCCAUAUGGUCUCCCCUGCAUGGUGGAGAUAUUUCACUUCUUGUGUUCUUUAUUAAAUGUUGUUGAUCAUAUGGGAGUGGGUCCGAGGUCUAAUACAAUAGCUUUUGAUGAAGAUGUGCCUCUUUUUGCACUGGGCUUAAUUAAUUCAGCUAUAGAAUUGGGUGGGCCUUAUAUUCGUCAUCAUCCCAAGUUAUUGAGUUUGAUUCAAGAUGAACUAUUUUCUAACCUGAUGCAGUUUGGCUUGUCAAUGAGCCCACUUAUUCUCUCAAUGGUUUGUAGUAUUGUUCUCAACCUGUAUCACCAUUUACGUGCUGAACUCAAAUUGCAGCUUGAGGCUUUCUUCUCUUGUGUGAUUUUAAGACUUGCACAGAGCAGAUAUGGUGCUUCAUACCAGCAGCAGGAGGUUGCAAUGGAGGCUCUUGUAGACUUCUGCAGGCAGAAAACAUUUAUGGUGGAGAUGUAUGCUAACUUAGACUGUGACAUAACAUGCGGUAAUGUGUUUGAAGACCUAGCUAAUUUGUUGUCAAAGAGUGCAUUUCCAGUGAACUGCCCUUUGUCUGCAAUGCACAUUCUUGCACUGGAUGGUCUCAUUGCUGUUAUUCAAGGGAUGGCUGAAGGGAUAGACAAUGGAUCGGUUGGUUCAGAACAGGCUCCAUUGAACCUUGAGGAGUAUACACCCUUCUGGAUGGAAAAGUGUGACAACUAUAGUGAUCCUACUCAUUGGGUUCCCUUUGUCCUCCAGAGAAAGCAUAUCAAGAGGAGAUUGAUGAUUGGAGCUGAUCACUUCAACCGUGAUCCAAAGGAAGGCCUGAAAUUUCUCCAGGGAACGCAUCUCUUACCUAACAAACUUCACCCCCAAAGUGUGGCCUGCUUUUUCAGAUACACUGCUGGGUUAGAUAAGAAUGUUAUUGGAGAUUUCCUGGGAAAUCAUGAUGAGUUUUGCGUUCAGGUUCUUCAUGAAUUUGCCAGGACUUUUGAUUUCCAAGGUAUGAAUCUGGAUGAUGCUCUGCGGUUGUUCUUGGAAACUUUUAGGCUGCCUGGAGAAUCUCAAAAAAUACAAAGGGUACUUGAGGCCUUUUCUGAGCGAUACUAUGAGCAAUCACCACAGAUCCUAGCUAACAAGGAUGCUGCUCUUUUAUUAUCAUAUUCUCUUAUAAUGCUCAACACAGAUCAGCAUAAUGUACAGGUGAAAAAGAAGAUGACAGAAGAGGAUUUUGUACGAAAUAAUAGGCGCAUCAAUGGAGGCAAUGACUUACCUCGGGAAUUCUUGUCUGAACUGUAUCAUUCAAUAUGCAAGAAUGAGAUCCGCACUACUCCAGAACAAGGAGCUGGCUUCCCUGUAAUGACUUCGAGUCGUUGGAUUAGUCUGAUACACAACUCCAAGAAAACUUCUCCGUUCAUUGUAUAUGAUUCAAAGGCAUACCUUGACCGAGAUAUGUUUGCUAUAAUGUCAGGUCCCGCAAUUGCUGCUAUUUCGGUUGUGUUUGAUCAUGCAGAACACGAAGAUAUUUACCAGACAUGCAUUGAUGGAUUCUUAGCCGUUGCAAAAAUUUCUGCAUGUCAUCAUUUCGAACAUGUACUGGAUGAUCUAGUUGUGUCUCUAUGUAAGUUCACAACCCUCUUGGAUCCAUCAUAUCCAGAGGAACAUGUGCUUGCCUUUGGUGAUGACACUAAAGCCAGGAUGGCAACUGUGGCUCUUUUCACCAUUGCAAAUAGAUAUGGUGAUUAUAUUCGUACAGGUUGGAGAAAUAUUAUGGAGUGCAUUUUGCGGUUGCACAAGCUUGGUCUUCUUCCAGCAUGUGUGGCCAGUGAUGUGGCUGAUGAAUCAGAAACUUCUGCUGACCCUGGACAUGGGAAACCUAUUACAAAUCCUUUGCCUUCAGCUCAUAUGCAAUCCACGGGAGCUCCCAAGAAAUCUUCUGGCUUGAUGGGCCGGUUUAGUCAGCUCCUAUCUCUUGAAACUGAGGAGCCAAUAUCUCAACCCACUGAGGAAGAACUUGCUGCUCAGCGACGCACCCUUGAAACUAUCCAAAAAUGUCAUGUUGAUAGCAUAUUUGCUGAAAGUAAAUUCUUGCAGGCUGAAUCCUUAGAACAGCUUGCACAAGCACUCAUCUGGGCAGCAGGUGGGUCUCAGAGAGGGAACAGCUUUCCUGAGGAUGAAGAUACUGCAGUUUUCUGCCUGGAGUUGCUGAUUGCAAUUACUCUUAACAACCGGGACAGGAUUGUGCGGCUGUGGCAGAGUGUUUAUGAGCAUAUAGCUAAUAUUGUUCAGUCCACUGUAAUGCCUUGUGCCUUGGUAGAGAAGGCUGUGUUUGGACUCCUUCGAAUUUGUCAACGAUUGCUUCCUUACAAAGAGAACCUGGCCGAUGAACUUUUAAGGUCGCUGCAACUUGUUUUGAAACUAGAUGCUCGUGUUGCUGAUGCUUAUUGUGAACAAAUUACAGUGGAAGUUAGUCGCCUCGUAAAAGCAAAUGCUACACAUAUCAGAUCUCUAAUGGGGUGGCGUACAAUUACGUCCUUACUUUCCAUUACAGCUCGUCACCCUGAAGCUUCUGAACCUGGAUUUGAUGCAUUGUCGUUCAUUAUGAGUGACGGAGUCCACUUGUUACCGGCCAAUUAUGUCCUCUGGGUGGAUGCAGCAAGGCAGUUUGCAGAGUCUCGUGUGGCAGAGGCAGCAAGGUCUGUGCAUGCACUAGAUCUUAUGACAGGCUCCGUUGAUUGUUUAGUUCGGUGGUCUCACGAGGCUAAGGAGUCAUUGGGGGAGGAGGAAGCUGCAAAGUUGUCUCAGGAUAUUGGGGAAAUGUGGUUGAGGCUUGUGCAGGGAUUAAGAAAAGUUUGUUUGGAUCAGAGAGAAGAAGUUAGAAACCACGCACUUCUAUCAUUGCAAAAGUGCUUGACAGUAGUGGAUGGGAUCAAUCUCCCACCUGGUUUGUGGUUGCAGUGUUUUGAUCUGGUAAUCUUUACAUUGCUUGAUGACUUGCUUGAAAAUGCUCAGGGACACACCCACAAGGGGUACAGAAACAUGGACGGCACACUAAUCAUUGCUGUAAAGCUCCUCUCAAAAGUGUUUUUACGGUUACUCCAUGACCUUUCACAAUUAACAACUUUCUCUAAGUUAUGGCUGGAAGUUCUCAGCCGAAUGGAAAAAUAUCUAAAGGUUAAAGUAAGAGGGAGGAAGAGUGAGAAGCUUCAUGAAGCUGUGCCUGAGCUUCUUAAGAACACCUUGCUUGUAAUGAAGACCAGUGGAGUGCUUGUACAAAGUAGUGCCUCAGGUGGAGAUAGCUUGUGGGAACUAACGUGGCAGCAUGUGAAUAAAAUUGCACCAUCUUUGCAAUCUGAGGUGUUCCCUGAUCAAGAAUUGGAGAAGUUGCAGCCUAAGAAUGCUGAAUCGGGUGGAGGUAUUAUGUCUGAUGAAACAGGUUCUGUUCCUCCAAAUGUAUCAGUGGCUUCUGGCGGUUGACAUGAGCGCAGUGUUUCAUACUAUCCUGCAUUAGUUUGUUGUUACAUGUAGCUAUGAGCACAAUAUUUGCAAGCACUGAGGCGGUACAUUUUCAUGAACGAACACCAAAAAUUAACUGGACUAUUGGUACAUGCCGUCGGACGCAAAUUGCACAGAAGAAAGGAGCCAAAAUUGUGAACGUUGUUUUAAGAGAAGUAAAAAAAGGUUUGAUUUUUCCUACUAAUGCUCAUCUCUGCUUUCAUGAAACCUGGCCAGAGUUUGUUGUCAUUACCAAAUUGCGGAUUUCCUGAAGAUACAUAUGCAAAUGAGUGAUUCAACUGUGUAGGAAGAUUUUGGAGAUGUGAAUUUGUACUUUGGAGACGUGAUUCAACAUGUGAUUUUGUAUUUUGACGAUUUUGAAGAGAACAAUUUGUCUCAUAUAUACUGUGUAGGAAAUUUUAGCCUAUAUAAUGAAGAGUUCAAUUUUUUCUGAAGACUAA
Molecule: messenger RNA, 5142 nt
Organism: Jatropha curcas
Lineage: Eukaryota; Viridiplantae; Streptophyta; Magnoliopsida; Malpighiales; Euphorbiaceae
Product: ARF guanine-nucleotide exchange factor GNOM
Biological process (GO): regulation of ARF protein signal transduction
Molecular function (GO): guanyl-nucleotide exchange factor activity
Source: RefSeq, a predicted model, not a curated record